Acanthocheilonema viteae is the source of this 645-nucleotide messenger RNA. The record is from the annotation of a GenBank genome assembly. Lineage: Eukaryota; Metazoa; Nematoda; Chromadorea; Rhabditida; Onchocercidae.
AGUUUACGCGAAACUUCAGUAGAAGGAAUACAGUUGGAACGUGCUUUGCAGCGUAUUGAAAGUUUGCAAAAUCAACUUAGAAAUAUGGAACCUGUUGUAACUCAGGAAAAAUGGAUGGUGAAUAGUGGUGGUAUGCAUUUUGUUCAUCCGAUCGAAAUUAUCGCAAUGGAAGAAGAAACCGAUGGUGAUGGUACCGAAAUUCCAUUUAACCUUGAAGCUCAGGGACCUUUCUUGAAUUUUGCUGACCUCAAAACACGUCCGGCUCAUUUGGCCGCUUUCAUCAACUAUCUUUUAGCAAAUGCUAAUCCAAGCAGUGUAUUUUUCUAUCUGAUUACGGAUGCUUAUCAAAAUUCCAAUGCUCCUCCAAAAGAUUUGAGAAAAUGGGCUUAUGAAAUUUUUUCUACCUUCCUGAUACCAAACUCACCACUCUCAUGGGACAAUAUUGAUCAGUCACUGAUUCGAAGCAUAGAUAAGACAUUAACAGCAACUGCACAAGCAACAGAUAAUGAUUUGGAUCAACUGAUAAAGAUAUUUGGUUCUGCAAGAAAGAAAUCACUGGAUGAUAUCAGUGAACAUUUGGCUGAUUUUCGUCAAAAACGUCUCAUAGGUUAUGAUUAUUUUAGAUGCAGUUAUCUUUUUGAAUAA